GCAAAUGCCAUUACUUCACUUUCAAGACCAAUCAACUUUCUCUCCAGAUUGUAGUUGGAGUGACCAACUUUAUCUUCUUCAAGCAUUAAACUACUCUCUCUUAUGAAUGAAGAUAAUAGAAAUUCAUGGAAGCAUAACAGACAUGGGAAAUUGUGUUUCAGCUCAAAAAAGCAAAGAACCUGCCAUGAAGCUUAAAGGCUCUGUCAAUUCUGAAGACAACUGUGUCCGAAUUGAAUCACCCAUUAAGGAAGACAAAGUUAUUGGUGAUCUCUCCAUGAAAGGACUCAAUUCCAAGCUUCAACCCUCAUCUCAAAAAGCCAGUUUUGGAGACUUGAGUAACAAUAGGGACGAAAUGUUUUUCGAUUCUCAGCCCUGGUUAGAAUCUGACAUUGAAGAUUUCAUCAGUGUCAAUGGUGAUCUCACUCCAGUGGGUAGCACUUCUCCACUUCACCAAAACAGCUUCACAAAAAAUCCUGAAAAUUACGACGAAUCUCUUUACCUUAGCAGCACUGUAAGAACAAUUCCUGAACCAUCUCCAACUGAUAUGAAGAAGCAACUGAUUGAGUUCUUCCGCGAGAGCUUCAAUGCUGAUGUUGAUAACAGCGAAAAUUUACAAGACAUGACAGAGGCCAAGCCUGUGCCCUUUUAUCUUCCUUCUAAAUGCAGAAAUAGAAGUUCUUAUGAAUCAGUAAACGGCUCCACUUGUUGUAAUGGAACAACUCCAGAUAGAUGUUGCAUCCGCACAAAAGGGAAACCAGCACAUUCUGCUCAGGGUUGCCUUCCAAAUUUGUUGCGAAGCCUCAGCUUUAGGGAAAAGAAGAAGAAGCUGAGCCCUGCAUAGAGUGGUGGGUCGGUGACUUUCUUUGUAACUAUUUGUUGUACAAAGCUCCAUAUCACCAUAGCUACAAGGAGCAGAAAUCUCAAAUUUACUAGCUUUUUUUUUUCCUUUAUCUAUUAGAGUGAUUCAUGAAGUGAGUGUUUAUGCAUAGAUAUGUUUGGAAGAUCUUUGAGGAGCUCCCGGUAUAUGAGAAAUGACCGAGGCUUCCUUUUCUUGACUGCUAAAACUUUUGUGUUUAGAUUUUUCUGACUGGAAAAUUCUUUAAAUGUCUCUUUUGUGUGUA
Molecule: messenger RNA, 1121 nt
Organism: Manihot esculenta (cassava)
Lineage: Eukaryota; Viridiplantae; Streptophyta; Magnoliopsida; Malpighiales; Euphorbiaceae
Exons: 3
Coding region: 107-841 (244 amino acids)
Source: RefSeq, a predicted model, not a curated record